Platichthys flesus (European flounder) is the source of this 3608-nucleotide messenger RNA. RefSeq names its product glucagon-like peptide 2 receptor. The coding region runs from base 456 to 2051 and encodes 531 amino acids. NCBI's taxonomy places the organism in Eukaryota, Metazoa, Chordata, Actinopteri, Pleuronectiformes, Pleuronectidae. Gene Ontology annotation, molecular function: peptide hormone binding; glucagon receptor activity. Gene Ontology annotation, cellular component: plasma membrane. Gene Ontology annotation, biological process: cell surface receptor signaling pathway; adenylate cyclase-modulating G protein-coupled receptor signaling pathway. The record is from RefSeq and is a predicted model, not a curated record. The transcript has 13 exons.
UCCUACUGGAAAGGGGAACUGGUACUGCAGAUGACUGGUGGACUUCAACUAGGAUAACCCCUUGAAAUCAAAUCAGUCAUUGGGAAGUAACUAUUUGGUCAAAUCUCAGUUAAUUGACAGAGAACCCUUAAGUAGCUCGGAAUCCUGGGAGAUAGUUGGGACCGAUCCAAGAGGAUUUUCAGGAACCAGAAGGAAAGUUGGGGAAACUGAAGUUUCCCAGCUACAUCAAGCAUCACAAGCGGGAGAAGAACUUCCUCUGGUCUUGAGAAUCAUCCAUUAAGUUCUGACAAAGCCUUUCUGGAGCUAACUGAGAGGAGGUUAAGUUUCGGUCAGCUAAACGUGGCGAGUGGAUGAGAGGCGCUAAAGAGAGGAUGAGGCCUGGUGAGUCCAUGCAGGGCUGAGGAAUGAGGGAGGAAACCAGCUGAGAAUUGCUUUCGAUGUAAACACGUAGCACCAUGCCAACCCUGCUGCCAAGCUGGCACAAGAGGACCUGGACCGCACUCCUGCUCGCACUCGUCCUUGUUAUCUUCAGCCACCAGGUGACUGGCUCGGUGCUUGAAAGUCUCAUCGCUAAACGAACUGAGUACUGGGAAAACUGCAACAGAACCCUGGUGCACUCAACCCCGAGAACAGGAAAUUACUGUAAUGGAACAUUUGACACGUUUGUCUGUUGGCCUCAUUCAUCUCCAGGGAAUGUGUCGGUUCCCUGUCCAUCUUACCUGCCAUGGAUAAGUGAGGAUGGCUCCAGGAGGGCACACAGAGAGUGUUUAGAAAAUGGAAAAUGGCGACAGAGGGAGAAUUCCUCUGAACCCUGGAGAGAUGACACAGAGUGUCAGGAGGACCAGUUCUUUAAGGACAAGGAGGAUGAAAUGCUUCGCCAGACAGCCCUCAGGCUCAUCUCUGUUAUUGGCUAUUCCCUGUCCCUGACCUCCCUCACACUGGCCACUCUCCUGAUGGGCAUGCUGAGGAAGCUCCACUGCACCAGGAACUACAUCCACAUGAAUCUGUUUGUGUCGUUCAUCCUGAGAGCCGUGGCUGUCAUCUCCAAGGAAAUCGUGUUAUACAUCAUGUAUUCCAACCUGCCCAAGGACGACCCCGGGUGGAAGUCCUACUCAAGCUCUGCAACAGCGUUUAUGUGCAAAUUUUCCAAAGUGUGCAUGGAAUACUUUGUGGCCUGUAACUACUUCUGGCUACUGGUGGAGGCCGUCUUCCUCCACACGCUCCUCUUCACCGCCGUGCUGACCAAGAGACGCCUGCUGAAGAAGUACAUGAUGCUGGGAUGGGGAACUCCAGUCUUAUUCGUGACACCAUGGACCGUCGUCAAAAUUGUAUAUGAAAACACAGAGUGCUGGUCAAUCGUGAACCGAUGGUUCUGGUGGAUAAUAAGGGGCCCGAUUACUUUGUCAGUGCUCGUGAUCUUCUUCAUAUUCAUCAAGAUCCUGAUGCUGCUGCUGUCCAAGCUGAAGGCGGAUCAGGUGAAAUUUACAGACUACAGAUACAGCUUGGCAAGAGCAACACUGGUCCUGAUUCCUCUGCUCGGAGUCCAUGAAGUGGUCUUUACAGUGCUGAUAGAUGAAUGUGUGGAGGGCAACAGUCGCUACGCCAGGAACUUCCUCAACCUCACCCUCAGCUCUUUCCAGGGUUUCUUGGUUGCUGUGCUGUACUGUUUUGCUAAUGGAGAGGUCCAAGCUGAGCUGAAGAAGCGCUGGCAGCUUUUCCUGUUCACCAACCCCUUCCAGGUCAGGGGCUGUUUUAGGGGCGCACCUCUUAAGCACCUGUGGAAGUGCACUCGAGGGCACCGCCCCCCCUGCGCCAGGCAGAAUGACUCUUGCAAUGAGAGUGGCACUUACCCAACUCACCCGCACCUGCAUCAGGUGGCUGUACAUGGAGGAUGUGGAGUGCUUGGAUUAGGAGAGGUUAAAGGUCAGGGGCUGAAGGACUGUAACGUGACAGGGCUUGACCUUCUCACCAGGAAGAGCCUGUCUAGUAGUGAUGGGGAGAUGACGCUCGGAGAGACCUUGGAGGAAAUUCUGGAGGAGAGCGAGUUCUGAUCCCUGUUAGCCACCUGGUACUUAAAUUACCUGGAUCGUUGGGUACUUUGCAGACGUAACUCAGUGACGUAUACGUACAUAAGACAUUGUUGAGGGUGCAGAGAGCUGCAUCCCGAGGAAAAUCUGAAACAACCUAUUAAAAUGCAGCCUCAGGUCCCGUGGUUGACGAAACUUUCAGGACCCACAUCCAUUUGGCCAGCGCCCAGCACCAGGAAGUGUUAAGUGUUUGGACAGAAGUUAACCAAAUACAAUUUGAAAAACAACUUCUAUUGAACGUUCACAGGAGCAUUGUAAGAGUAAAAUAUUAUUAUGUAAUUAAAUUAUGUUUAACAUUUUUAUACAGGCUUUUUCACCACAGGAUGAUGGAGGGGACGGUGCCCCAGCGCUCCGUAUUAACCAGCCACCACUGGUCAUACCAGAAACCUCAUGUAGCACAGCAGGCGCGCUGCGAACUCCCUGUGUUAUCCACAAAUGGGACGCAACUGUCACGUGCUGCACACACACAGGGCCUGAUCCAGCGUUACAGUAGUUUGCUCAUCAAAGCUGGUUGUACAUUAUAGGUUAGUGCAGAUUUACUCGCCUCAAGUGACUGACUGAGAUACAUUUGGAGUGAAAUAGUUUUUGUUUGAAAAGUUGAUGUGACCAAGCCUCAAGGCCUCUUGGUCUGGGUGCAAAUGCAAAAUGUGUAGUCCAUCGAAACUCUAGUCGGAUAAAUGUGAACGAUAUCAUUGCUUUUUCAAUGUGAUGUAUUUCUAGUUUGUUGAUUAGAUGGGACAAAUUUCAUGUGUAGAUACACACUUCACAGUGGAACUGAAGGUGGAAGAGGGGGGAGGCCUCUGGCGAGGAGGUCAACAGGGUCAAUCUGGCCGUGCAUUCUUCUGAAACGACAUGGAAUUCUCUGAAACAUCAUGUAAUUUACUGAGGUCCCAGACCUAGGAAUGUUGGGAAUUUAAUUAGUAAUGUGAAUGUGAGAGAGUGUGAGAUAAUGUGGUGAGUGAGUGUCUUUAUAAAAUAUAUUUGAUCAGAUAACAAACUGAUAAUUUAGACGAAAAGAAAGUUCAGGCAUAUACCACUAUAAAUAAUGUUAUCAUAUAUUUUCGCUACCAUCCAUGUCAAUCAUCUACAGGAGCUUUAUUCAUAGGUUACAAACCAAUAUCCUUGAUUACUCUACAGUUACAGCAUAACAUACAAUAAUUCUCAUUUCAGGUAAAUCAUGUUCACUUUUGAUAUCUGUAAGUGCACAGUGAAUCUCCUAUUAUACAAAUGCUUUUGCAGUUUCAGUGUUUUUCAUAGAUUUGUGUUUUAUUUAUAAAAUGAAAAUCUGAUGUCAGGCCAGUUAUAAGUAUCCAUAUCUGGAACGUCUGGAUUGAAAUGUGCAUAUAAAUACAAUGUAUUUGUUGUCUGCAUGUAAAUAAUGAGGCUCUAUGUGCAGCAAGUUUAAAAAAAAGGCUUUACAUGAUAUUAUGAGGCUUUAAAUGUAUCAAAGAGAUUAUUGUACUAUCACAUGAUUUGCACAUGUAGUCUCACGGCAAUGGAUGUGCCCAAAUAAAACUAUGG